Messenger RNA from Calypte anna (Anna's hummingbird), 2065 nucleotides. RefSeq names its product SV2 related protein (gene SVOP). The transcript is spliced from 16 exons. The record is from RefSeq and is a predicted model, not a curated record. Gene Ontology annotation, biological process: transmembrane transport. NCBI's taxonomy places the organism in Eukaryota, Metazoa, Chordata, Aves, Apodiformes, Trochilidae. Gene Ontology annotation, molecular function: transmembrane transporter activity. Gene Ontology annotation, cellular component: membrane. Bases 102 to 1748 code for a protein of 548 amino acids.
CAGCUCCCUCCUUCCCGCACCUCCCUCCCUCCCGCACCUCGCUGCCUCUCCCCGCGCCAUGCGGGAGGGAUGAGCGCAGCUCCUGCAGACGCAGCCCGGCAAUGGAGGAUGAUUUAUUCCAGCUGAGACAGCUGCCGGUGGUGAAGUUUCGUCGCACAGGGGAAAGCUCAAGGUCAGAUGAAGAUGUCAUUUCAGGAGAACAUGAAGUUCAGAUUGAGGGUGUCCGAACAGAGCUAGAGCCUGUUGAGCUUGAGGAUGGAGCUGCAGUACCUAAAGAAUUUGCUAACCCAUCUGAUGAUACUUUCUUGGUGGAAGAUGCGGUGGAAGCCAUUGGAUUUGGGAAGUUCCAGUGGAAGCUGUCUGUGAUUACUGGAUUAGCAUGGAUGGCAGAUGCUAUGGAAAUGAUGAUUUUAAGUAUCCUAGCUCCUCAGCUUCAUUGUGAGUGGCGAUUACCAAGCUGGCAGGUUGCAUUGCUCACCUCGGUGGUGUUUGUGGGGAUGAUGUCCAGCUCCACCCUCUGGGGAAACAUUUCAGACCAGUAUGGGAGAAAAACAGGCCUAAAGAUCAGCGUGUUGUGGACACUCUACUAUGGGAUCCUCAGUGGUUUUGCACCAGUGUACAGCUGGAUCUUGGUGCUGAGGGGCCUGGUGGGCUUUGGGAUUGGAGGAGUGCCUCAGUCGGUAACCUUAUAUGCUGAAUUCCUUCCAAUGAAAGCCAGAGCAAAAUGCAUUUUAUUAAUAGAGGUCUUUUGGGCCAUUGGGACUGUGUUUGAAGUCCUCCUGGCAGUGCUGGUGAUGCCCACCCUUGGCUGGAGGUGGCUUCUCAUCCUUUCUGCCCUCCCCCUUCUGCUCUUUGCUGUCCUGUGUUUUUGGCUGCCAGAAAGUGCCAGGUAUGAUGUUUUAUCUGGAAAUCAAGAAAAAGCAAUUGCCACUUUAAAGAGGAUAGCAACAGAGAAUGGAGCUCCUAUGCCUUUGGGAAAAUUAAUUAUUUCCAGACAGGAAGACCGAGGGAAAAUGAGGGACCUUUUUACACCUCAUUUUAGAUGGACCACAUUGUUACUCUGGUUUAUAUGGUUUUCCAAUGCUUUUUCAUAUUAUGGGUUAGUUUUAUUAACUACAGAGUUCUUCCAAGCAGGAGAUGUCUGCAGCAUAUCCAGCAGAAGGCAAGAAGUCAAAUCAAAGUGCAGCCUGACCUGUGAGUACCUGACAGAGGAAGACUACACUGAUCUUCUCUGGACAACCCUCUCAGAAUUCCCUGGGGUGUUGGUGACACUGUGGAUCAUCGAUCGGAUCGGCCGCAAGAAAACCAUGGCCCUCUCCUUCCUUGUCUUCUCAUUUUGCAGCCUUCUGCUGUUUCUCUGUGUUGGAAGAAAUGUUCUUACUGUGCUGCUCUUCAUUGCAAGAGCUUUUAUUUCAGGAGGAUUUCAGGCUGCUUAUGUUUACACUCCUGAGGUUUAUCCAACAGCCACACGGGCUCUGGGCCUGGGAACCUGCAGUGGCAUGGCCAGGGUGGGAGCCCUGAUAACCCCCUUCAUUGCACAGGUGAUGUUGGAAUCUUCAGUCUAUUUAACACUGGUGGUUUACAGUAGCUGUUGCCUGCUGGCUGCUGUGGCUUCCUGCUUCUUGCCCAUUGAAACCAAAGGUCGUGGGUUACAGGAGUCCAGCCACAGAGAGUGGGGACAGGAGAUGGUUGGGAGAGGACCUCACUCCCCAGAGGUCACCAGGUCAAACUUUGGAUCCCAGGAAUGAUGGGAGAUGAAAACCUGCCAAAGGAAUGGAUGUUUUGAGCCAGAUCUUUCACCCAAAACCCAACCCUGAAGCUGACCGUGCUGUCACUGCCAAUGUCAUGUGUCAAACUGCAGGACCUUUUGGGUUGAACCUAAGCAAAUUGUGUCUCUGCUGCUCUUUGCUCACACUCCUAAAAACUUUACUUCUGUAUUGAGAGGUAUUUGAUCCAGAUAGCAUUGGAAGGUUAGCAGGAAGAGGUUUUCUUAAGUCUGUUGUGCUUGCAUGGUCAGCUCUUCAGCUUAAAAUGUCCCGUGUCAAGCAAAUAGCUAACUGAAUGC